AUGUGCCCUUGUACAAAAUGUGCCAAUUGCCACUCUUAUUCUCGCGUAUGUGUUUAUGAACACUUAACAGAUCCACAUCGUGGAUUUCUUAGAGGCUAUAGACAAUGGAUAUAUCAUGGUGAAAAACCUAGAACUUCAAGUAGCGCUACUAAACAAAAUGUAGAAAUGGAGCAUGACAUGGAUGGAUUAGUUCAUGAUGUAUUUGGAAUUCAUUCUACAGAAGAGCCAAUUUGUGGUGAAGGUGAAAGAAUUCUCGAAGUUAGAGAAAACUCUAAAUUUUACGAAUUUGUAAAGGAGAAUGAGCAAAUGCUUUACCCCAACUGUAAGAAGUAUAGCAAGCUAUCAUUUAUGGUACAUUUGUAUCAUUUAAAGUGUCUUCAUGGGUGGAGUGACAAGUCAUUCUCCAUGUUGCUUGAUUUACUAAGAGAGGCUUUACCAGAAGAAAAUGUUUUGCCAAAGUCAUAUUAUGAAACUAAAAAGAUUGUUUCAGGAUUAGGUUUGGGGUAUGAGAAGAUCCAUGCUUGUUCCAAUGAUUGCAUAUUAUAUUGGGAUAAAUAUGUCAAAUAUGAAGUAUGUCCAAAGUGUAGUACGUCAAGGUGGAAAACAACAAAUGGAGUCGUACAAGGUAAUGGAAUGGAGACUUCUGAGAGGCGAAAGAAGAUACCAGCAAAGAUCCUUCGAUGGUUUCCAUUGAAACCAAGGUUGCAAAGGUUAUACAUGUCCUCCAAAGUUGCAGAAUCAAUGAGAUGGCACCAUGAGAGUAGAUUGAAUGAUGGUUCUCUUAGGCAUCCAGCUGAUUCCCUUGCUUGGAAGAAUUUUGACGCUCGAUAUCCAACAUUUUCGUUAGAUCCUCGUAAUGUUCGAUUAGGAGUGGCUUCAGAUGGUUUCAAUCCUUUCAAGACUAUGAAUAUUACUCAUAGCACUUGGCUUGUCAUUCUAAUUCCUUACAAUCUUCCUCCUUGGAUGUGCAUGAAACAACCAUACUUCAUGUUAUCACUAUUAAUUCCGGGUCCAAAAGGUCCUGGAAAUAACAUUGACAUUUAUCUGCAACCAAUAGUACAAGAGUUGAAAGAGUUAUGGGAUAAUGGAAUUGAAACAUUUGAUGCCUAUAAGAAAGAGACAUUUCAACUUCGUGCAGCUAUGAUGUGGACUAUUAAUGACUUUCCAGCAUAUGCUAACUUGUCUGGAUGGAGUACUAAAGGUCAAUAUGCAUGUCCAUGUUGUGGUAUUGAAACUACCUCGCAGUGGUUACGUCAUGGUAAAAAAAUUUGCUACAUGGGUCAUCGUCGUUGGUUAUCUCCCAAACUUAAGUGGAGAUUGAAUAGUAGGGAUUUUGAUGGAACACAAGAGCUAAGGAUCCCUCCUAAAAGACUUGAUGAGACUGAUAUUUUAAUACAAAUAGAUGAAUGUAGAGAAAAAGGUCUAGCAAAUGGAGCACAACCUUGGAAAAAGAAGAGCAUUUUCUUCACAUUGCCUUAUUGGCAAUAUAAUGUAUUGCGUCAUAAUCUUGAUGUGAUGCACAUUGAAAAGAACGUAUGUGACAAUAUUAUUGGUACAUUGUUAAACCAAGAGGGAAAAUCCAAAGAUAAUUAUAAGGCACGAGAUGAUCUUGUAGAUAUGGGCAUAAGAAGUAUGCUCCAUCCUCAACCAAGUCCUAAUAUAACUACAAUGUGUUUGCCUAGAGCAUGCUAUCAAAUGACUAACAAAGAAAAAGAAUCUUUCCUAAGCAUUAUCAAGAAUGUAAAAACUCCAGAUGAAUGCUCAUCAAACAUCCCACGUUGUGUGCAUGUCAAGCAACACAAGAUGUUUGAAUUAAAAAGUUACGAUUGUCAUGUUUUGAUGCAAGAGCUUCUUCCAGUAGCAUUACGGGGUUCAUUGCCAGAUAAAGUCACUUCAGUGUUAGUUGAUCUUUGCAAUUUCUUCAAGCAAAUUUGUUCUAAGGUACUUAAUGUGGAAUUUCUAUCACAAUUGGAGUCUCAAAUAGUUAUCACACUUUGUCAGUUGGAAACAAUUUUUCCUCCUUCAUUUUUUACUGUUAUGAUGCAUUUGGUAAUUCAUUUGGCACACGAAGCCCAAGUUGCUGGACCGGUACAAUAUCGAUGGAUGUAUCCGAUUGAGAGGUUUCUUCUUACUCUUAAGUCCUUUGUACGUAAUAGAGCCCAUCCAGAAGGAUCAAUUGCAGAGGGAUUUUUGGCCAAUGAAUGUUUGACGUUUUGUUCGCAAUAUCUAUCUGGGGUAGAAACUAGGUUCAAUAGACCUAACAGAAAUGACGAUGAAGUCUUUGGAAGGCCAUUAGGGAUAAAGAAACAACAAAAGUUACGAUUAGGGAAGAGGAAGAAAGUGAGUAGAACUAAACUUGACAAGAAAGAGUUAGCACAUGCACAUAGAUAUGUGCUUUCUAAUUGUGAUGCAGUUGCUCCAUUUAUAGAAGAACACAUUUUACAUCUUAAGAGACAGUGUCGACCACGACGAUUGACACAACUUGAAAUUGACAAGCAACAUGGUCAAAAAUUUAUUGAGUGGUUUAAACUCAGGAUCCAGCGUAUGGAUGAACAAAAGAGCUCAGAAGUUACUCAUGAACUUAGAUGGUUAUCCCGUGGACCAUCUGAGGUAGUAAGAAGAUACACAGGUUAUGCGAUUAAUGGUUUUAGAUUCCACACAAAGAAGAGAGAGAGAUUUUUGAAAACACAAAAUAGUGGAGUUGUUGUAAAGACAAAGACCUUAAAAGAUGAAAUUAAUUACUAUGGGGCAAUAACUGAUAUACUGUUGUUGGAUUAUUCUGGAAAGUACAAGGUUGUGUUAUUUAAAUGUGAUUGGGUUGAUAUUAAUAAAGGUAUCAAGAAAGAUAAGUUUGGCAUGACGCUUGUCAGUUUCAAAUUUUUAAAACAUACUGGGAAAAAUAUUUGUGAUGACCCAUUUGUGUUUGCAUCACAAGCUAAAAAGGUGUUUUAUAUAUAUGAUGAGAGAAACAAGGAUUGGCCUGUUGUUCUCAAUGCAAAAGUUAGGGAUAUCUAUGAUAUGGGUGAUGACGAAUCUAAUGAAAUUGAAGAAAUUCAUGGGCAACUAAUGGGCGAUACAAGUGAAGCUAAUCAAAAUGUUAAUGAUUUGGUUAGGCUUGAAGUUGAAGAUGAUAAUGAUUUUUUUGAAGUUGUUGAUGUUGAUAAUAUGGAUGAUGAUGAGGAAGACGAAUGA
This is a messenger RNA of Cicer arietinum (chickpea), 3192 nucleotides long. The record is from RefSeq and is a predicted model, not a curated record. NCBI's taxonomy places the organism in Eukaryota, Viridiplantae, Streptophyta, Magnoliopsida, Fabales, Fabaceae.